AUGCCCCCUGAAACCAAGAGUAAGCCCUAUGUGUUUGACCGAGUCCUGCCACCCAACACAGCCCAGGAGCAAGUCUACGAUGCCAAGCAGAUCGUCAAAGAUGUGCUGGGCGGGUACAAUGGAACAAUCUUUGCCUAUGGCCAGACCUCAACAGGAAAGACCCAGACCAUGGAGGGCAAGCUACAUGACUCCCAGCAGAUGGGUAUUAUCCCCCGUAUCAGCAGGGACAUCUUUGACCACAUCUACUCCAUGGACGAGAACCUGGAGUUCCACAUCAAGGUAACAGACACACCAUGGCCCCUCUGGAACCCUGUGUCAAAGACCAACCUGGCGGUGCAUGAGGACAAAAACAAGGUGCCCUAUGUUAAGGUCUGUACGGAACGCUUUGUGUCCAGUCCAGAAGAGGUUAUGGAUGUCAUCGAUGAGGGAAAGUCCAAUCGUCACGUGGCUGUUACAAACAUGAAUGAGCACAGUUCUCGCAGUCACAGCAUCUUCCUGAUCAACAUCAAGCAGGAGCACAGAGAGACAGAACAGAAGCUGUCAGGAAAACUUUACCUGGUGGAUCUGGCAGGUAUUGAGAAGUUACUCUACUACACAACCUUCUCUGGGAGCAUCAGAAACUGUUUCCACACAUCUCCCACCUUCUUCUCCUGUCCUAUGAACGCUAAGGUCUUCACUGACAGUGAGGCUGUUCCAGUGGAGGAGCAGCUGAGCAGUAAGGAGAAGAAAGACAGUAGUGGUGACACCACGGCCACACCCAUGAUCAACACCAUAGCCCCGCCCCAUGUCCCGCUAUUGGACGAGGAGAAGACCCGAUACGAGGGGCUCAUCACCGACAUAUACCAGCAGCUGGAUGACAAGGAUGAUGAGAUCAACCAACACAGCCAGUGGGCAGAGAAGUUCAAGGAGCAGAUGAUCGAUCAAGAUGAGGUCAGCUUAUCCAACCCUAUACAACAGAUCUACUUCAUCAGGGAGAACGAGGCGGCCAAGGAAGAGGUAAAGGAGGUUCUGCAGGCCCUGGAAGAACUGGCUGUUAACUACGACCACAAGAGCCAGGAGGGGGAGAACGAGAACCGCUCCAACAACCAGCUCAACCAGAAGACUACCACUCUGGCGCGGUUACAGAGGGAGCUGACCAGUCUACAGGAGCUCAGUAGUCAUCAUAAGAAGAGAGCAGUAGAGAUUCUCAGUCUACUGCUCCGAGACCUCAGUGAGAUAGGAGGCAUCAUCGGCACCAGUGACCUCAAGCUGGAGAGCUCCCUGGCCGACACCUCCCGCAGGAUGCAGGCCAAUGAGAAGGAGCUGGCCUCCUGUCAGUUACUCAUCGCCCAGAAGAAGAGACAGCUAGAGGAGACCCAGGGCUCCCUCGUGGAGGAGGUUCAGACUCUACACACACAGGCUGAGAAACGCAGAGAGACCCCCAAACACAAACAAGCCUGUCAUCAAUCAUUAUGUCACAUGAACAAAACAAACAAUGUCGCUUGCUUUGUCUCCACAGACAAAAUGAAGGAGGUGCAUGUGAUGGAUAAACAGAAGGAGCACCUGACCAAACUGCAGGAUGCAGUAGUGAUGAAGAAGACCCUAGAGGAACAGAUGGAGAACCAUAGAGAGGUCCAUCAGAAGCAGCUGUCCCGUCGGAGAGAUGAGAUCGACCACAAGCAGAGGGUCUUGGAGGAGCUCAAGGAGUAAGAGAGAUUUUAUUUCAUUUGCAGGUCUUUUUCAAGUCUCAUUUCAGGUAGUGAACACAGUCCCAGGAGAUAAUUACGCCAUGUACAGUAUAGCAUUGAUUUGUACUCUACUGUAUACAACCCAUCUGCUCUCCUCUAGUCUGAACCAGGGCCUUCAGCUGGAACAGAGGAAGCUGCAGUCAGACUAUGACAAACUGAAGGCUGAGGAGCAGCAGAAGGACGAGCAACUGCAGAAACUUGUGCAAGUCUAUUUAUUACAGUAUCUGCCACAGCUCUGUUUGGUUCUCCUCAGAAAUGGUCAUAGCAUAAUCAUAACAUGGUCAUAAACCCCUAGGGUUGAUUUCUGCAGCCCCACAGAAAUCUAAUUGGCAUAAGAAAAAAAUAUCCAUCAAAAUCCAUUUUAAACUGGGGAUUGGAUGUGUCUCAAUCCACC
This is a messenger RNA of Salmo salar (Atlantic salmon), 2121 nucleotides long. The record is from RefSeq and is a predicted model, not a curated record. Lineage: Eukaryota; Metazoa; Chordata; Actinopteri; Salmoniformes; Salmonidae.